Molecule: messenger RNA, 1824 nt
Organism: Microbotryum saponariae
Lineage: Eukaryota; Fungi; Basidiomycota; Microbotryomycetes; Microbotryales; Microbotryaceae
Source: the annotation of a GenBank genome assembly
AUGGAUAUCGACGCCGACGACAAAACCACAGUGAGCUCUGGUCUCGACUCUGACUGGUCUACUUGAUUACUGAACCUGCUCAUCAUCCCCGUCUACUAGCUCGCUACAACAUCGUCGGCAAAGGCGACCUCAUCAUCGACACCGCAUCGGCAAGGCGUUGAUCACUUCUCUCGACUACCCCCGGAACUGCAGCGGUGCAUCUUCUUCCUCGUCCGGAACGAGAUCAACGAGGCUGAUCACUGCCUACGUCGGCCGAUUUGCAAGGCCCUGCUCGCACAGCAACGAGCUGCCUUGUACCAUUCGAUCGACUUGCGCAGCUGGGCUCAGUUCGAGGCGCUCUUCUACACGACCUUGACGACUUCCCCCGGUUUAGGAGGAUUGAUCAGCUCACUCAAGAUUAACCCUACGGCGAGGUACCUCGAGCUGAAGGAGAAUUACGAAGGCGUCAUGUGGGGUAACUCGGACCGAACGGAGUUGGAGGAUGUGGAGAUCUAUCGCGAGAGUGUUCCAACGCUGCGACAGCACGAGGUCUUGGCAGGAUUCAAGGCGAUGACUUGGUUAAAAGAUCUUUCUUGGGUCGGGGACACCGGCGAAGAAGAGGAGGGGGAGGGGGAGAACGAUGAGGCGUAUGGAGACGAUCUCGGCGUCGAGGGGGAGGACGACGAUCGACGCGACGACUUCACCGUUGGCGACAAGAACGACGACGACGACGCCGACGCCGAGGACCCAUCCGAUCUAUUGACCAUCAUCCUCUCCGACGAGUUCGCACGGUCCUGCGUGCCGAGCCUAUACCGAUUUCGAAUUAUCUUUCCUGCGGGGUCUCGUGUGACGUCUCGACAACUGGCCCGACUGGCCCCGCAUCCGAGUCUGCAAGACCUCGCCUUCUUCAUCCCGCCUUCGAAAGAAGAAGAAACCGAAUGGGACCUCAACGUUACGACGCACCCAGAAUUCAGUUUACCGGGAAUCAGAAAAGUCACGAUCGCGGGCAAUUUUUCAUCUUCGCGCUUGCUCGGCUUUGUGGCAUGCUUUACCCACGCCGAGAAGAUCUACCUCUGCCCCGAGCGGGGGGACCAGAAUUUGGUACCUUACAUCCGGUCACUUUCCACCCAACUCUGCGACCUGGCGAUCGUCUGUAGCCAGUACAUGGCCUGGGACUAUCGGUCUGUCGACGUCUUUGACGAAACUCUGGCCCGCUUCACGCGCUUACGACACCUCUCGCUCGAAGGCACGGUGCAACUUACCCCCGUCUUUUGGGAGUCGAUCGUGCAACUGCCCUCGCUCGAGUCGAUUGUAUUCGAAAAAGGCACCGAACCUCGCUAUGAAGACUUGGUCGGCUUUCUCACUUCACCACAACGACCUGCGGGGGUACUGCAGACGCUGGCGCUCAAUCAGUACCGCGCGUUUCGGAUGGGCAGUCGACUCGAAGUAGGCGACUCGCGUCGCAUAAACGAUUACUUUGCACGACUCAACGGUCCUUCCGUGGACGUCGCAACCACAGUGCUCCUCAAAGGAUGGAUCAUGCCCGAAUGGCGGGAGGGGUUCAUUGGAUUCAGAGACGCGGAAAAGCUGUUGGGCUUGAUCGGAGAGACAGGGGUCAGGAUCACGGGGAGUUUCUUCGAUGCGUUGGUCACGACGAGGGUGUUCCUAAUGCUGUGGGAACGCGUGCGGGAAGCCGAACAGAGUGGAGGCACGCUGGCUCAAGGGUUAGAGGCCCUGCCGGACGAGACGGACGAGCAGUGCUUCAAUAGGUAUGGGAUGAUGUACAUCCGAUCCUUGUUGGGUGACAAGGGUUGGGAGCUUAUGCAAAAAAGCUGGUUCGGGUGA